Messenger RNA from Galleria mellonella (greater wax moth), 1704 nucleotides. RefSeq lists its product as uncharacterized. The record is from RefSeq and is a predicted model, not a curated record. Gene Ontology annotation, molecular function: olfactory receptor activity; odorant binding. Gene Ontology annotation, biological process: sensory perception of smell; detection of chemical stimulus involved in sensory perception of smell. Bases 2 to 1231 code for a protein of 409 amino acids. The transcript is spliced from 7 exons. NCBI's taxonomy places the organism in Eukaryota, Metazoa, Arthropoda, Insecta, Lepidoptera, Pyralidae. Gene Ontology annotation, cellular component: plasma membrane.
UAUGGAUGAAACAUUAAAAGUAUUCCACCGCGUUCUUUCUAUUGGUGGGAUAUCAAUAUUUGCUAAAAGAAAUUGGGAUAGUACAAUAUGGCUCGCAUUUCAAUCGUUCAAUGUAUUUGUUGGAUUUUUUUGUUUUAUUUUUACCACUGGAUUCGUCGUCACAAAUACCUCAGAUGUCCUGAUAUUUAUCAAAGGGGCUUGUAUUUGGGCAACUGGUGUAAUAAUGACCAUAAGUCUGGCCAUGUGCUUAGCUUUCAGAAGCAAUUUUCGUAAGUUUUUAGAAGAGAUGCUGUUCGUGGAUCGGUUAUUGGAUAUACCGUUGAUAAGACAUGUCGUUGCUGAUGAAGAAGGCUCUAAAUCGAUUGAAUUGAAGAAUUUGGUAAAUAAUACUCAGAUAAAAUUGUUCAAGUAUACGAAAAUACUUCUUAGGUGUUACGUUUUUUGCGUUUAUUUCGUGGCAACCCUAUACCUUUGCAGUCCAAUUUAUGAAAUGCUUAUUAGACAUGAUAAGUCUUUACGACUUUUGGCAUUCGACAUGUGGUUCCCGUGGGAUUUGGAAAACUUAUAUGUUUAUAUAGCUACGUUUAUAUACCACGUUUAUGCUGGAUAUUUGUGUUGUGUCGCAUACCCUGGUCUACAAUCAAUGAUCAUUUUACUCGUUGGUCAGAAGAUACGUCACUUGAGAGUGUUGACGUUCAUUCUUCUUAAUCUAGAUGAACUGGUUAUGGAGACUUUGAAGGAAAACCAGGAACAGUGGCAUGCGUGUUGCACUGAUAUAUUAUUGCAGUGCGUGGAUCACUAUGUAAACCUCAAGAACUUCAGUAACAGAUUAAAUAAAAUAUGUCGACCUUUCUACUUGACCCUUAUUCUGGUCGCUAUCAUACUCGUUUGUAUGUGUUCAGUGAAAAUCGCUAAAUCGGAUAAACUAUCGCUGGACACAAUGAAGUAUUACACCCACGAAUUAUGCUUCAUACUAGUAGUGCUUAUGUUUUGCUUAUUGGGACAGCAAGUUGAGAAUGAAUGUGAAAAAUUGGAUAUAGCUGUCACAGAAAAGUGGUAUAUAUUUAACAGGCAUCAUAAAUUAAAUGUGCGUAUAUUCAAAAUGGCGACGGGUCAGAAAAUGCCUAUAUAUAUUUUUGGAACGAUUACAUUAUCAUUGCCUACAUUCACUUGGUUCAUUAAAACGGGAAUGUCUUUUUUCACAUUAGUGAUGUCGGUGAUAGAAGAUUGAAAUUAAAAUAAUAAAUAAUAUGACUAAUUUAAAACAGUAAACAUGUUUAAUAUAAUAGAAAAUAGAACAUAAAACUAGGGUUUAUAAAAAACAAUUAAUUUAUACAAAAUAAAUAAAUAAUGUAUAAUUAUGCACUUACUUACACUGUAAUUAAUUAUGCGCAACAAUUAUGCACUACAAUCAUAAUUACAAGUUCAGAUUUUUAAUUAAUAAUUGGAAUUGAUAUGUAUUGUAUCUAGACAAAUUUUUUUGCAGUACUUUAUACAUAACGGCCAAUAGCAAUAAAAUAGAAUAGUACAAUUAUAUAUAAAACUGUUUAUUUAAGUUAUAAAACGCUUUAUCUAAGUCAUAGAUGAUUCAUAGUAACUUUUGUAGAAACUUUACGUAUUAUUAUAUGAAAAAUUAGUAUUUAAAAAGUUUACUGGAAAAUAAAAAUACGCCUCUAUUUUAUUAAUUAAUAAAUAUUGAUAACU